Molecule: messenger RNA, 453 nt
Organism: Salvia miltiorrhiza (redroot sage)
Lineage: Eukaryota; Viridiplantae; Streptophyta; Magnoliopsida; Lamiales; Lamiaceae
Exons: 1
Coding region: 1-453 (150 amino acids)
Source: RefSeq, a predicted model, not a curated record
AUGGAGUUCAAGGAGACGGGUUUAACUCGGCGUGAUUUAUUGACUGAGUUGGAUAAGUGGCAGAAUGAGGCCUAUGAGAGUUCUCGUAUUUACAAGAAGAGGGCCAAUAAAUUCCAUGAUUUGAGCAUUCACACCAAGGAGUUCAAGCCAGGACAAAAGGUUCUCUUGUAUAAUUCUAAGCUGCAUUUAUUUUAUGGCAUGUUGCAAUACAAGUGGACGGGACCUUAUGUGGUGUGUAAGAGUAAUUGGAAUGAGACUUAUGAGUUAUUCAAUGCUGAUGGUAAUACUUUUACUGUCAAUGGCCAUCGUCUCAAGCCUUACUUCAAGUCGGAUUUUGAUCGUGGUCUUGAAGUUGUCAAAUUCAAUGAUCCGUCAUGUAUAAGGUAUCGUCGAGCUAUAGACGUUAAAUUUAGCACUUGUUGGGAGGUAACCCCAAUGUCUAUUGCAUUAUGA